This is a messenger RNA of Pygocentrus nattereri (red-bellied piranha), 7081 nucleotides long. It is a transcript of the gene rfx3, whose product is annotated as regulatory factor X, 3 (influences HLA class II expression). NCBI's taxonomy places the organism in Eukaryota, Metazoa, Chordata, Actinopteri, Characiformes, Serrasalmidae. The coding region runs from base 156 to 2444 and encodes 762 amino acids. Gene Ontology annotation, biological process: regulation of transcription by RNA polymerase II. Gene Ontology annotation, molecular function: DNA-binding transcription factor activity, RNA polymerase II-specific; RNA polymerase II cis-regulatory region sequence-specific DNA binding. The record is from RefSeq and is a predicted model, not a curated record. The transcript has 17 exons. Gene Ontology annotation, cellular component: nucleus.
CUUUAUAGCAACCGUUGCCCCGUGAUUCAGCGCCAUAGUCACCGUAGUCCUGGCGACUGUAACCCACCAACAACAACAACAACCUCGCGCUCCAUCCUCACCGCCUCUGCCAUCCUCAUCCUCAUCCACACAUAAUACCGCUCAGUCCAGGCGCCAUGCAAACCCCAGAGGCAGGCGCUGACUCUGCGUCUACAGUGCCCCUCCAGACCAGCGUGCCUGUGCAGCCUGCUGUCACUGCCCAGCAGGUGGCCUCUCAGGUGCCCGUCCAGCAACAGGCCCAGACUGUUCAACAGGUCCAGCAUGUAUAUCCAGCACAGGUGCAGUAUGUGGAGGAGAACAGCGGUGUCUACACCAAUGGAACCAUACGGACGUAUUCCUACUCCGAGCCCCAGAUGUAUAGCCAGAACAGUGCGGGGAACUACUUUGACACGCAAGGCAGCUCAUCUCAUGUGACCACGGUGGUGACAUCUCACAGCAUGGCCAACAACGGCAACGGAAAUGGCGGGCUGCCGAUGGGCCUCUCCGGCAGCCAGAUCAUCAGCAGCUCAGGAGCAUAUCUGAUCGGGGGCAACUCUAUGGACAACUCAGCCCCUCACACUGCAGCCCAGACCACCAGGGCCUCCCCAGCUACAAUUGAAAUGGCGAUUGAGACGCUCCAAAAGUCUGAGGGUUUGUCCAGUCAGAGAAGCUCACUGCUCAACAGCCAUCUACAAUGGCUCCUGGACAACUACGAGACUGCAGAGGGGGUGAGUCUGCCUCGCUCCAUGCUUUACAGCCACUAUCUGCGCCACUGCCAAGAGCAGAAACUGGACCCAGUCAAUGCUGCAUCAUUCGGAAAACUCAUCCGCUCCAUCUUCAUGGGGCUUCGUACUCGCCGCCUGGGAACCAGAGGGAACUCAAAGUAUCAUUACUAUGGUAUCCGGGUGAAGCCAGACUCGCCUCUGAACCAGCUGCAGGAAGACAUGCAGUAUAUGGCACUGCGACAGCAGCCUGUCCAGCAUAAACAGAGGUUCAAGCCAGUGCACAAAAUGGAUGGAGUUUCAGGUGACUAUUCCAACAGCGGCCAGCACAAUCUCAUUGCUGCAGAGCAGACUAUCCUUGCACAGAGCCAGCACCAUCAGCAGUUCCUGGAUGCCUCUCGAGCUCUCCCUGAGUUUGUAGAGCUUGACCUUGGAGAGCAUGUAGUAGAAGGCGUCAGCAUGGAGGAUAUCAAAGCCCUUCAGACACUGUACAGAGAACACUGCGAGGCCAUUUUGGAUGUGGUGGUAAACCUCCAGUUCAGCCUGAUAGAGAAGCUGUGGCAGACGUUCUGGCGCUAUUCCCCUUCCAACUCUGUAGAGGGCACCACCAUCACGCAAAACAGCGGGGUGAGCGAGAUUGAGAGCCGUCUACCGCAAACCAGGCUGCUGCUGCUGUGCCGGAGUGAGGCCGUGCUGAAGUGGAUGAGUGCCUGUGAUCACCUGAUGUACCAGGCUCUGGUGGAGAUCCUCAUCCCUGAUGUACUCAGACCCAUUCCUAGUGCCUUGACUCAAGCCAUCCGUAACUUUGCCAAAAGCCUUGAGGGCUGGCUCACCAACGCCAUGAGCGCCAUUCCCCAGAAGAUGAUCCAGACCAAGGUAUCCGCUGUUAGUGCCUUUGCUCAAACCCUGCGCAGAUACACGUCUCUGAACCACCUGGCCCAGGCAGCGCGUGCAGUUCUGCAGAACACCUCCCAGAUUAACCAGAUGCUGAGCGACCUCAACCGUGUGGACUUCGCCAAUGUGCAGGAGCAAGCUUCGUGGGUGUGCCAGUGCGAAGAGGGUAUGGUCCAGCGGCUGGAGCAAGACUUCAAGGCCACACUGCAGCAGCAGAGCUCCUUGGAGCAGUGGGCUGCCUGGUUGGAUAAUGUGGUCUGCCAAGUCCUCAAGCCCUACGAGGCUCAGCCCACCUUCCCUAAAGCUGCCCGCCAGUUCCUGCUCAAGUGGUCCUUUUACAGCUCAAUGGUGAUCAGAGACUUGACCCUGCGCAGUGCCGCCAGCUUCGGCUCCUUCCACCUGAUCCGCCUACUCUACGACGAGUACAUGUUCUACCUGGUGGAGCACCGUGUUGCCCAGGCAACAGGAGAGACGCCCAUCGGGGUUAUGGGAGAGUUUGCAGACCUGAAUACCAUGUCACCUGCCAACAUUGAUAAAGACGAGGUGAGCGAGAUGGGCAGCGACCUGGACGAGGAGAUGGAGGACUCGGAGGAGCCGCUGACCAAGCAGGAGAAAAACGAGACGGAGGUGAUCCAGGUGCUGCAGGUGGGGGCCAUGGAGGACGGCAGCAGCGCCGUGGUGGGAGUCGUGCAGCCGGGCUCGAUUCAGCUCACUUCAGCCGCCCAUGCCGACCACAUCCUCAGCUCACCCACUGGACCCAGCACCAUCCGCCACUGCAGCGGUGCCGGGAACGCAUACGCCUCUGUGUGAAGAGGCCAAGACAGAGCUAGUCGCUCUUUCUGCUUCGCUGUCUCAUGACUCAUUUUCCCUUCUCUCUGCACACAGUGCACUCUUUCAAGUUCCGUUAUGUCCGCUUUCUCCCUCCCAUCUCUAUCUGUCAAUGUUUAAGGCAUUCUCUUGUGCUCACCAAGGUUGAAUCACACAUAUGAUAACACUACACCUAAUGGCUUAGUUGCAACAUGCAUAGCUACAGCUAGAGUCCUGUCUGCUAUGUGAAGUUUGUGUGAUCAGCUUAUCCAACUCGGAGCAACCCUUGAAAGAGAAGUUGGUGCUGAUUAAAAAAAAAAUGGCGAGUUUUUAACUAUUUUUGAUGACCGAGAGCUCAAAUCCAAGCCACUAGCUCCACAAGGAAAACGAAAACAAUUCUAGAAGUUUAUUUUUGACUUUGUCUUGUCACUUUUUUCUAUUUAUUCAUAGUACUGGUCAUUGUUUACGAUUUUCUACGUGGCUUUGUGUUGCAGUGGGAAACCUUGCUGUAUACUGUGCUGCUAUAACCUCAGGCAGGCUACUGAACUUCUGAACUUCUUAAGCUUGCUUAUUCAUCAGACUGUACCUUGCCCCUUUGCCUUCUGUUUGUGGAAUUAGUCGCUUGGUAGCUUUUUGGAGAGGAUAAGUUUCAUGUACACUACAUAUACAGUGCUUAUUGUGGUAGUAAAAAUAAUUUGUAGUGAUUAUUUUUCCAGAUUGGACCAAAAAUGAGUGGCGAUUGGCUGUUCCGGGCCGUUUGUAAAGCUUUGUUUCCUCUCCCACCUGUGCCGUGUUGUAAAACAGAGCGAAUGUCAGGGAUUUAAUGUACCUCGGGUUCAUCAUAGUGCCUUAACAGCUUUUCAUUUUGUCAUACUGACAGGGAGGCAGUUUUUUUUUCCUUUUUCUUUUUUCUUUUUUUGGUACCGGUAGCUCACUUACCAGUGUGUGGUCAUUGCUCUUACAUUGAUCUCUGGAAUUGGACUUGUGGCUGGAUUUGUGGUCUGUCAUCAAUGUGAGAAGGUACAGCACUGAUGAUUCAGGAGUGCAGUUUAUCCACUAUGUAGGGCUGGCUCGAACAGCGUUUUCCAGGCUUCAGAUACUCUUGGUCUUUACGAAUGAAUACUCGAUUACACGUUGUCGGUAAAAACGCUGAGCCUCAUUCACCAAUAUCUUCCCAAGAAAAGGUCUACAAAUCCCAGAUAAGAAAACAUUAGUGGAUGUCAGAAUCUUUGUGGAAACUGUGCAAGUUUUAAGUUUCUCCUUAAGAAUGGUCGGUGAAUGAGGCCCGAGAAGAUUCACAUUUCAUGACUACCUGUAAUUUGAAAUAUGCAAAUACAUCUGGCUAAAUCGAGAAAUUCCAGAUCAUUGCAGAUCCCUUUUUUGCAAUGGAUGCCUCAAAGAUUCCCUGAGGCAGACAUGCUGUAAAGUUACGUCAGACAUUAAGACAGUCUGACUGGAUUUUUGCUUACCUGGAUAGCAGCGAUGACAUGAAGUAAAUAUUUUACAAUCUUUGUUUAGAGAUUUGUUUUCAUAGCUAGCUUAGUGUUAGCUGGCUUACUGAAUCGGCUUACUUGCCAAUUCAGCCAUCGUGAGUGAAACAACUUUGAUAGAUGAACAUAAAUCUUGUUAAAGCAACAUUAUGUAGGAUUUGGGGAUUUGGAGCCCUCUCUGGUGGAAAUAUGUAAUUGCAUGCAACACAUGGGAGAAUAUUAUGUAAAAUUUGUUGUGCUUCGGACCUCCUCACUCAGGCAAAGCUAUGUGAAGGACGUAGCUUCUGAGGAUACUAUAGCCAACAUAUCUACAUCAGUUUAAUGCUGAUUUUGCAUUUGAGACCUAAAUAUCGAGUUGGACCUUCUUUUUAAGCCAGUGUAUGUGACGUUACUGCGUAAAGAUGUAUAUGAAACUCCCUCAAAACGCUUUAAAAUGAUUAUUUCAGGCUUUACGGUGCAGCUCGCAGUGCAUGUACAUGCACAUGCAUCAUAUUUUAGUGUUUUCUUUUUUUCUACACAGUAACUACAUCUUUCAGUUUUAACAAAAAAUAUAUAGUGCUGCUUUAUAGAUUCAAUACUAUGUUACUGGAUUCUCAUAUAUGUAAAGUUGCAAUCCCUUACAACUUAUAGGAAUGAGCUAAAUCUGUUAGCUACCACCUGUUUGCCUCUAACCGUUUUGCCUAGAUUAAUGGGUUUAUACGUUUUUUGCCAUUUUUUAAUAUCUUCCACUGACUUGGCUUCUUGAUCUAAUCCUUUGUUUAAAUCAAUGAUAAAUAUACCUGUAACUCUGAAUUAUCAGGCAUCCACAAGAAUGUUCUAGAAAUUCUAUUCAGGGUCUAAAACGUUAACAAAAGACACAGUCUGGAUAGUAAAUGAGGCAAAUACCAGCGUGACAAGCGAAUAUUCGAAUGAUUCGAGCCAGCCCUACCAGAGAUUCUUAUUGUGGUACGAUGCGUCUUAUUUACUUCUGAAACUGCUCAAGGCCUGCUCCCUCCCUCGCCUUCUGUGGUUAGGGCAAGGUUUGUGUGCGUGUGCGUGUGUGUGUCUGUGUGCAUGUAUGCAUGCACAUGAGGGCUGGAAUUGGGCUUAGUUGUGUUUUUGUUGAUAGAUUGUUUGUGUAAACGUCACCCUACCUCACACCAGUGGUGCCAGCCCUUGGAUGCAAAAGCCCUGCAGUUCUGAUGUGUUACAUUGUGUUGGUCUCAUCCAAUCACACUAAUUCUGUCCACACUCACAUCCUAUUCAUUCCUAUUGUUAGACACUGGAUAUGUGUAUAGGACCAAAAGAGAGAUAUAAAUAUAUAUGAGGGUGAAUCAGUUCAUACGUUUCUUUUAGUGUGGAAUAGCUGAGCUGGUGGUGUUGCUUUUGUAGCUUCUUUUGUCGAUCGGUUGAUCCGUUAAUUGACUGUGAAAGGGGAGGGGGAGGUCAGUCUGUAUCAUUGGGAGAAGACACAAAAUUGGGUGAUUUUGGACCAAUGAUUUUGCAAAACAAAUGGCUCCCUUUCACCCGAGAGCACCAGCGACAUGCAUUUAAAAAGAGGAUCUCCGUCUGGUGUCUAGUUGCUCCCUGGUAAUAGGUGCUGACUACACAUGAACUCCUUUUUUUGGUACUUGUUAUUGAUUGCUGUCAUGUAAUGGGAAAAACGAAAACACUGGAAAACCAGACGAACUGGAUCCGUUUUGUCUUCACUACUGACGUUUAGUUAUUUUUAUUCUUUUAUCUGACUUGGGUAGCUGCCCAUGGAUGCUGUUUCUUCUUUUUUGUGUUUUUUCCAUGGACACUGUUUACGGCACUGUAUUUCAAGUGUAAUUUGUCUGCCUGAUUGGCUUAUUUUUAAAAUUUUCCUGAAGGUCCUCAAAAGCCCUGCUUUCUGGAACCUAAUCACCAUUUAUUGGACUACAGUUGGCAAAGUAGAAGUCACUUUUUCAUAGAUUUGAGCCGUUAGCCACUGAAUGUGGCACAGUUUGCUGAAAAAAGAAAUAUUAGAGGUUAUGUAACUGAUCUAUUUAGCCCCACCUCCCUGUGUAAAGUUAACCAUGUUUUUAGUUUAGUUUCUCGCUAUGGAUUUGUCAUGUUUUGUUGUAUCCUCUUGUGCCUGGAGUGAGAACAGCUCUAUGCUAUUAGUUAGUUUUAAAUGAAAGUGCUUUUGGUCUUGCAUGCCUUUUUUUAUUGUGCUGCUAGAAUAUCAUUAAUUUCCUUCUUCUAUUUCUUUUCGGACUGUGCCACAGUAAUUAAUGAUUUUACGUAUUCAUUCCAAUCUGCUUGCCUGUUUCUGCCCCCCCCUUUUUUGCCAAAAUGAUGAUGAUGAUGAUGAUGAUAAAAUGCCUGAUAAGUUCAUUUGAACAUAUGUUCACUGUUUAUUCCUGAGAUAUUAGCUGGCGUGCCCUAUUUUCUUUGUCCCACUCCACUGAAGUUGGCCUUGCUGCAACCUGAACCCUAAAAAUGAUCCUUUUGUCACCAAAGUAUGGUGCGCAUCAGGGCGAGGCAGUGAAGGCAGAGAAAACAUGACCUAACAUAUCAAACCCCUGAGCUACUGCAAACAGGAGAGGGAAGGCUCUCCUAGCGAGGCAGCUUCACUGACAAAAGACUUCAGUGCCUUUUGAUUUCACUAAGACCUCCAGGACCAGAGGAAGCUCACCGCUUUGCUUGGCUUCGUAAAGCGGACAGCGGUCGAGUUUCGGCUGGCCAGUCUAAGUAAGGUCUACUCUUAGCCGUGGUUCAGGUGUCCCUGCUGUCCUCUACGUAACCCCCAUGACUUGCACCGACCACAGAUAUGCACAUGUACACGUUUAGGGGCGUAACCGCUCCAUCUCUCCAUCAUGGCGACUGAUAAAUGUGGGGAGUCUUAUACUGAUGGAUCCCUUGCAUAGGAAACAGUGAUGUAAGUAGAGCUGUAUUGGAAUUUCACCAAUAAGAACACUGCACUAUCAUAAUCAUGACAUCCUUUUUUCCCCCCUUUCUAUUGUUCGUGGAGUGAUGUGCUCUUUUUUUCUUUUCUUUUUUUUAUGCUUUUCGGAAUAUUUUAAGUGCCAUUUGACGGUUUACUUAGUGAGUCGUGGCCUGCUGUAGCGCGUCCUAAUGCAAGCACAAGCAUUGUGGUACUCCCUAGCGACUCAACACUGGAGGGGGAAAAAAAAAAAAGCAGUCUUA